Larimichthys crocea (large yellow croaker) is the source of this 2439-nucleotide messenger RNA. Its product is annotated as aspartate aminotransferase, cytoplasmic. The coding region runs from base 148 to 1380 and encodes 410 amino acids. Gene Ontology annotation, molecular function: L-aspartate:2-oxoglutarate transaminase activity; pyridoxal phosphate binding. Gene Ontology annotation, cellular component: cytosol. NCBI's taxonomy places the organism in Eukaryota, Metazoa, Chordata, Actinopteri, Sciaenidae. The record is from RefSeq and is a predicted model, not a curated record. The transcript is spliced from 9 exons. Gene Ontology annotation, biological process: L-aspartate biosynthetic process.
UAUUGGCUGUCGGAUGGACGCCUCUCUCUGCAGGCUGAAGGUGAACCCGGCCCGUCUCUCUCACUCUGCCCGUCUCUGGAAGCACCUUCUCCCCCUCACUGCCUCCUCCUCGUCCUGCAGCGGGAUCAUCUUGCCUUGCACUUAGCCAUGUCCAUAUUCAGCGAUGUCCCGCAGGCUCCUCCGGUGGCAGUCUUCAAGCUGACGGCUGAUUUCAGGGAGGACAGCCACCCGCAGAAGGUGAAUCUGGGGGUCGGAGCUUACCGUACUGAUGACUGCCAGCCCUGGGUGUUGCCAGUGGUGAAGAAAGUGGAACGGCUGAUCGUGGAGGAUGACAGCCUGAACCACGAGUACCUGCCCAUCCUCGGCCUGCCCGAAUUCCGCUCCGCCUCCUCCAAGGUCGCCCUGGGAGACGACAGCCCUGCAAUCAAGGAGAACAGGGUGGGAGGUGUCCAGUGUUUGGGUGGGACAGGUGCGUUGAGGAUCGGGGCAGAGUUCCUGCGACGUUGGCACAACGGCGUCAACAACACAGCAACGCCCGUCUAUGUCUCGGCGCCCACCUGGGAGAACCACAAUAGUGUGUUUUCUGAUGCUGGCUUCAAAGACAUCCGGCCCUACCACUACUGGGAUGCUGCUAAUAGGGGCCUGGACCUCGCCGGGCUCCUGGAUGACCUGGAGAAAGCUCCAGAACACUCCAUCUUUGUCCUCCACGCCUGCGCACACAACCCCACCGGCACCGACCCGACCCAGGAGCAGUGGAAGAAGAUCGCAGAGAUCAUGAAGAGGAGGAACUUGUUUGUGUUCUUUGACUCAGCUUACCAGGGUUUCGCCUCUGGCAGUCUGGAGAAAGAUGCCUGGGCCAUCCGUUACUUUGUCUCAGAGGGCUUUGAGCUGUUUGUGGCUCAGUCUUUCUCCAAAAACUUUGGCCUUUACAAUGAGAGAGUUGGCAACCUGACUGUGGUUGCCAAGGACAGCGAGAACCUGACCCGCAUCCUGUCCCAGAUGGAGAAGAUUGUCAGGACGACUUGGUCCAACCCGCCGUCUCAGGGAGCACGUAUCGUCAGCAAGACACUCAACUGCCCCGAGCUCUUCGCUGAAUGGAAAGGUAAUGUGAAGACCAUGGCAGACCGUGUCCUGCUGAUGAGGGAUCAGCUGAAGACCAAGCUGCAGGAACUGGGCACCCCGGGUACCUGGGACCACAUCACCCAGCAAAUCGGCAUGUUCAGCUUCACCGGCCUGAACCCCAAACAGGUGGAGUACAUGAUCAAAGAGAAGCACGUGUACCUGAUGGCCAGCGGUCGCAUCAACAUGUGCGGCCUGACCACCAAGAACAUCGACUAUGUCGCUCAGUCCAUCCACGAGACCGUCACCAAGGUCCAGUAAAGGCUGCAACUGUCCGUCUAUUUUCAGCCUCCUGUAUGCUGCAGGAAGUAUCGUUGUGUGUGUGUGUGCCCUUGUACCCCCUCCCUUCCUCAUCCUAACCUCCGAUUGGUUAAACUGCAGCAGGGAUUUUGCAGUUGAACCAAUGGGAGGAGAUGAUUCUCUGUUCUCACUUGAAGGUAUAAACCUUUCGGGAGGUGCAAUGAUUUUAGGAAGACACUUGAACGCACACAGCCAGGUCUAACUGUCAGCAAAGCUUCAUACCCCAAUGUGUAGAUGAUAAAAUCAUUUUAUUUCAGGUUUGCCUGUUUUUGUGCUAUUUAAAUCAUUUCUGGUCACAAAAACUCAUUUCAAAUCUCUUAAAUUUGUGUCUGCCCUGUAAGAUUUUAAUAUUUCUUCAAUACUGUGUAGCACUUCGAAGGAUUAGAUAUGCUGUAUCUGUAAGAUUGAACAAAAUGCCGUUAAUGUAAAUAUCUGUAAUCACUCUUAGAGGUCCUAUUUCCUGUGUAAGUACUGAACUAAUUGGUAAUCUAUACACAAAGCAACAAAUUGUUCAUAAAAGUUGUUUGUUUGCUUGGUUUUAAUUUUAAAUGCAUUGUCGGACGACAGCUAAAAGCUAUGAUCAACUCAUCCAUGGAUGCUUCUUAAUGUUGAGGUCUAAAGAAGGGCAUUAUGAGCACAACGGUUAUUGUCUCUGUCAUGUGACAGGUUGAAAGGUCACUUAAAGGUAAUGCGUGUGCCUGGCGUAGGUUUUGCCUAGGCAGACCCGUGCAGCUACGUAGAAGAUCAUGUUAGUUCAUAAAGCGACUUUGUGUCAUCAGUGAACAAAAUCACCUCUUUUCUGUCCCUUUAUCGUUGUUUUCUUUCCACCCUGCAGUGCCCUUAUUCUGUUACAGGAAGCCUCUGUAAAGUCGGUUAAUGUAAUGAGCCACUCUGAUCAGACCUCAGAGCCUGGCACUUGUUUGCAAUAAAACCGCACUCCCAUUAUGUGGUGUUGUUUGUAAUGGCACACAGCAUUAUGUGUGUUCACACUGAAAUAAACUGUAAACCACAAGAACCAAA